AUGUACUCAGUCUGGACACGUGCAAAUGCCGUGUUUUCUGUGCGACGUUUGGAUCUUGUGAAGAUUCAUUCGUUGCGUAAUUACCGUGAUAAGGCGGAUCGUGCUACACUUUCAUUCGACUUGGACGCUGAUCUAAGCUCUGUGUUUAACUGGAAUGUUAAGCAGCUAUUCGUGUACGUGGUAGCUGAGUUUAAGAGCACAACCAAUUCUCGCAAUGAGGUUGUGAUCUGGGACAAGAUCGUACAGACGAAGGAAGCUGCAAGUCAAUUGCAAUUUCAAGAUGAGGAAGUGAAAUACUUUCUAGCUGACCAGUAUAACGAGCUGCGCGGUGCCAACGUGACGCUAAGACUUGAGUGGGACAUUAUGCCUGUGUGCGGUCGUCUCUUUGUGCAAUCGAGCAACACCACGGUCAGCUUUAACCUGCCAAACAAGUACCAGGGCAAGGCUGCUAAGGCUGGUGGCCGCUUCUAG
Molecule: messenger RNA, 471 nt
Organism: Peronospora belbahrii
Lineage: Eukaryota; Oomycota; Peronosporomycetes; Peronosporales; Peronosporaceae
Source: the annotation of a GenBank genome assembly